AUGCGACUCUUCCCAACAAAGGCAAAGCUGUACACACAUCUCGUCGCCCGUCGAGCAUUGUCUUCCGUGGGGAAGGGCAGCAGGUUCGACAUCACCCAUCGCUCUCACGUCGUGCGAGAUAGCUCUGCUCAGAAGGACAUCAACGCAAGAGCAUGGAAGCUAAGCGGCGCUUUCACACGCCUCGACCGGAGCUUCGAGGUUUUCGAGGUGAGCAAGGCCGGCGGGCUGAAGCGCACGAGCAUCACCUUGGCGGACGUGCUUCGCAACUUCGGCGUCCACGCCCGCGACGUGCUGUCUCUCGGGCUGCAGGACGAGAGAUUUAACCCGCCGCCGGCGGUGCUACCUCGCGAGGGGGUAGUGGUGGUAGCGCUGGGCCCCUUCAAGGCGCUGGUGCACACGGAGGCGUGCGUGCUGUUCGAGGCAGAGAAGAUAGACGUGUCGUACAUCGCGCCCAUCCUCGCGGACCUGGUCCAGGCGAACAACGAGGCGAGAGCAGCAGAGGUUCCGCCGUCGGAAGACGUGCGGAAUCCCGCGACGUCGGCACCACCACAGCCACCAUCGUCGGCAGCAGCAGUAGCCGGCGACGAGGAAAACGGAGACGGAAGCAAAGCGGCUCUUGGUGGCGACGGCCCGAACGUGAGGGGCGGAGAAGACGGCGCUGCUGCUGCCACGGCUGUCGGCAGCAGGAGACCACCAGCAGCAGGAGCAGCAGCAGAGGCGGCGGCCGGGGGCGGGGGACACGAUUCAAGCUCGCCUGAGACGAGGUUGGGGCUCCAGCCGUCGGCAGGAGCUCCUCAGACGUCGACGGCCACAGCGAGAACAAGAGCAGAGGGGGACGAGUCCGCUGCCGACAAGCUCGCGGCCAAGUUCGGGGACUACGUCCAGGAGGCUUAUCGGUUCGGAGCGGGGGUCGCGUCGAGCGAAGAGCUGUGGGGAAAGAAACGGGACAAAGACGCCGCCGCGCUGCAGGAUGAAGGGGAGGAGGAGGCGGAGGAGGAGCACCACCAGAUGAAGGUCAUGUUUAGGGAGCAGCUGCCGAUGCCGUUCGAGCUGGCGAUGCUCGAGGUUAUGCUGCAGGAGGUGUGCACUAGCUACCACCGACGAGCGCACAUCGUGAGGAGGCUUAUGGAGCAGGGGCUCAAGCCAAGCGAGACGACGUCGUUCUUCGCGCCGAGUAGAAUAGAGCACUACCGGCUCGUGCCGCUUAAGCUGGCGCUCAAGCAGCUGGAGCUGAAGCUCUCCCAGACGAGGGCUUGUCUGGAGGAGCUGAUGCAGAGCGACGAAGACAUGCUAGGCCUGCUGCUGACAGAGGCCAAGGAGCUGCGAAAUGGGCAGAUGUUGGACGCACAUCGCCACUCGGUUGUGGAGCUGCUCCUGGAGAACUACCACAGGCAGCUGGUGCUGGUGGGGCACGACGUGGCCGCGAUGAAGCAGGAGAUGGAGUCGCUCCAGGAGCUGUCCGCCAUCAGCCUCGACGUGAGCCUCAACAGCAUGAUCGCGGUGGACGUCCGCCUGGCCAUGCUCAACCUAGGGGUGGCCACGUCAGCCUGCAUCUUCGGCGCCAUGGGGAUGAACACGAUCAACGGGCUGGAGUCGUCUCACGUGGGCUUUUAUUGCCUUCUCGUCGGCAGCGCGGCCGCCUCGGCAAUGGCUCUGGGAGGUGUCAUGAGGCACCUGCGGUCGGUGGUGCGCGCUGGAGACUCCCAGCAGGGCAAACUCAUGGCCCUGAACACCAUUUGCGACCACGUGGACGACAUCGAGACCGUGCUGAGGACAGAGCUGGAGUUCGGCCAGAAGAUCGCGGCAGGCGCCAUCAAGAGAGAUGCGAUGGCCAGAAAGCUAGCACGAACGAGGGGGAAAGAGGUCUCCGAGGAAGAGCUGGACCUCAUCUUCGCGGUGUUCGACACCUCCGGCGACGGCUCCAUCGACACCAAGGAAUAUGGGGAGCUCGUGUCCGACCCCGCCGGCUCCCUCGGCACUAGCAGCGGAGCAGCGGCCGGCACCAUUCUCCCUUCCCGUGACGGUAGAAACUAGGGUACCAUAGGUGACAUGACACGAGAUCCCACACCCCCCGGAGCGGUUUUCAAAGCUCGAUUACUCCACAUACAGAGAGAGAGAGGCGGUGCCGGAAAUGGUGGAGUUGGAACUGUCGUCGAGAUCUUUCCAGAAACGAAUCGAUUGAGAUUUUCACCCCUUCUUCGUGGAAGCAGUAGUCGAGCUUUGAAAAUCGAUUGGAGGGAGUGGUAUCUUGUGUUACCCAAGGUACUUAUGUAGCUUUUAGCUUGUUGUGGGUGAUGCGGAAGUCGAUAUAGCUUAGCGUGAGUUGUACGGAAAUGUACACAGAUAGUGAGGUAAGGUGGUAAAAGAGUGUGGGGGGGGGAAAUGUGGGUUCCUCGGCGGUUUCGUGAACUGCAGGGAGUAAGUAAGUAGCAGCAUAUGCUCGCUCAAGUAGCGGAAAAAUAUAUAUACCAUGAGACUAUACAAAAGCCCUUCUGUCAGAACGGGCCCGCAACCAAGCAGCGCCGAACGUUGGGGUCGAGGAAAGAAUCCUCACGAAUAGAUGUCGCCCCCAUCCAACACAGGUUUAUUACGUCGAGUUCAGUGUUGGACCCCCCGCUGGUGAUGUGUUGUCGAUUGUUCUGGUUUCGCGACGUUUAGCCUCUAGUCUACAGCAACAUUGCAAUAGUGGGGGCCCCAUGUUUUGUGCCGGUUGAAUAGUGCCAAUGUUCGAUACGAUACAAUACAGUACCGGUGUUAUCCGCGGGCAAACACUGAAUUUCCCAGUCAUUGUCAAUACUUUGAACAGUGCCGAUCCGGUGUGGUGACGGUGGAUUUCGUGAGAACGAACAGGCACAGCAGUGGGGUAGGCAGGUUUCUGAAGUUGGGGAGGGUCUGUUCUGCGAUUGCCCGGCGAGACAUACGCCGGAGAGGUACCGCACGAAGAAAGCAAAAAAGUCACAAGAUCCGAUGUGACAGAUGACGAAGCCUACCCUUGUCACAAGGGAAUCU
Messenger RNA from Ectocarpus sp. CCAP 1310/34, 3009 nucleotides. The record is from the annotation of a GenBank genome assembly. NCBI's taxonomy places the organism in Eukaryota, Phaeophyceae, Ectocarpales, Ectocarpaceae.